UCCUCGCCAACACCGCCCACUCACCAUGGCCGACUGGACUGACUGUCUGAACUUCGGCAUCUCCGUUGCUAAACAGGCCAGUAAGGUGGUGCUGACGGCGUUCCAACAGGAGAAGGAAGUGAAACUCAAAAGCUCUCCGGCUGAUCUGGUGACAGAAACGGACCAACGAGUUGAGAUGAUCAUCUCGUCUGCCAUCAGGAGCCAGUAUCCUCAGCACAGGUUCAUCGGGGAGGAGUCUGUGGCUGCAGGUGAGCGUGUAGAGCUGACUGAUUGCCCCACCUGGAUCAUCGACCCCAUUGAUGGGACCGUGAACUUUGUCCACAGGUUCCCGUUUGUUGCCAUCUCCAUCGCCUUCACUGUCAACAAGCAGACGGAGUUCGGGAUCGUGUACAGCUGUGUUGAUGACAAACUGUUCCAUGCUCAGAGAGGAAGAGGAGCGUUCCUGAACGGAGAGCCGCUGCACGUCUCUGGACAGGAAGAUAUCAGCCAGUGUGUGGUGGUGACAGAGAUCGGGGCAGAGCGUGAUGACCUCGCGUUGUCCACCGUGACAUCCAACAUCUUCAAACUGCUGAAGCUUCCUGUGCACGGAGUGCGUGCACUGGGCACAGCAGCGGUUGACAUGUGUCAGGUGGCGACAGGCGGUGCCGACGCCUACUAUCACAUCGGGAUGCACUGCUGGGACAUCGCCGCCUCCGCCAUCAUUGUCCGGGAAGCUGGAGGAGUCAUCAUAGAUACGGACGGCUCAGAGUUUGACAUGAUGUCCCGAACAGUCAUCGCUGCCAGUUCCGCUGCCGUAGCCAGUCGCAUCGCUCAGGUGAUCCGGCCGUUCCCCUGUAGCCGUGACGAUGAUGACCAACAUAGGUGUGUGUGUGUGGGGCGACAGGUGUGAACAGACUGUAAGUCAGCUGACAGGAAGUGUGCUGCUGGAGACAGUAACGUAUUCUGUGAUCAAUGAACCAAUAAAAAUCUGCGCGCAAACA
This is a messenger RNA of Oreochromis aureus, 980 nucleotides long. Its product is annotated as inositol monophosphatase 1-like. The record is from RefSeq and is a predicted model, not a curated record. Gene Ontology annotation, biological process: phosphatidylinositol phosphate biosynthetic process; signal transduction; inositol metabolic process. The transcript has 9 exons. Gene Ontology annotation, molecular function: inositol monophosphate 1-phosphatase activity. Lineage: Eukaryota; Metazoa; Chordata; Actinopteri; Cichliformes; Cichlidae. The coding region runs from base 26 to 889 and encodes 287 amino acids.